AUGGAUCCCAAGGAAAGCUCCGAGCACGUCGAGAUGAUGGACAGUCCAGUUUCGAACGAUGACUUCGGCUUCACGUUGCGCCAGCAGCGGCACAUUUUUCACAAGAUUGACCGAAGACUUAUUACUGGUCUUGGUUUGUUGCUUGGUGUUAGUCUUAUGGACCGCACCAAUUUGGGCAAUGCAUCGAUUGCAGGGAUGCAGGAAGACCUUGGAUUAACUGUUGGGUCAAGAUAUUCUCUCAUUGUGUUGAUUUUCUUCGUUCCCUAUGUCCUCUUCCAACUGCCGAGCUCUAUCAUCGUCCGGAAGGUGGGCCCUCGUCAAUUCCUCGCAGGUAUCACCUUCCUGUGGGGGGUUGUGAUGAUGUGUUUUGGUUUCGUUCACGACUGGAAGGUGAUGAUGGGCCUUCGCGUCGUUCUCGGUACUUUUGAAGCUGGGCUCUUCCCAGGGGCGGUCUACCUCCUCUCUCUAUGGUACCCUCGCUAUGAUGUACACAAACGCUACUCUUCCUUUUAUCUGAUAAGUACCAUCGGAGCUUCUCUCUCGGGCGUCCUCGCAUAUGGGUUCAUGCAAAUGGCCGGUCUUGGAGGCCUUAGUGCCUGGCAAUGGAUAUUCGUGAUGGAGGGCCUUCUCACCUGUGUUUUAGCAGUGAUCGGUUACUUCCUCAUUAUAAGCUUCCCCCAGGAUGCCCACAAGGCGCAUCAUUUCCUAUCGCGACAGGAGCUUGACUUUGUCCUGCACCAACUUGAAAGGGACCGACGUGACGUGAAAGAGGAAGCAUUCAGCUGGUCAGCAUUUUUGAAACCUGCUCUCGAGCUGAAAGUCUGGGGCUUUGCAAUGAUUUUUCUCUGUGCCACUGUGGUCGCUUAUUCUCUCGCCUUUUUCUUACCUAUAAUUCUAUUCAGCAGAAUGGGAUUCAGCGUCGGUGUUUCGCAAGCCCUUUGCACACCACCAUACGUCUGGGCCGGUAUUGUUAUGUACGCCGAGGGCUGGCUAGGUGAUAAGUGGCAUUGCCGGAGCCCCUUCAUUAUUUUGAACGCACUACAGGCAAUUGUCGGCUUAUGCCUCCUUGAAUGGACAAGCUCCCCAGGAGUGCAAUACUUUGGCGUUUUCCUUGUGUGUGCCGGCUGUAACGCGAAUGUCCCCGCUGUGUUAUCAUGGCAGGCGAACAACAUUCGUGGCCAAUGGAAGCGGGCUUUCUGCAGUGCCAGUAUGAUUUCUUUUGGCGGUACUGGUGGUAUUGUUGGGGCCCUUGUAUUUCGGGCUCAAGAUGUGCCAGAGUAUUUUCCAGGAGUGGUAGCUUCAAUUGUGUGCAAUGUCAUUAUCUUAAUCAUCGCCGGAAUGCUCACGCUAUAUAUGUACAAGGCGAACCAAAAGGCCAAGCGGGGAAUUAAGUCGUGCUCCGGUAUAAAUUUUAGUGAUAAUACUGAGCUACUAUUUGAAACAUAUGAGAAGCAUCUUUCCCAAGAAGACUCCCAGGAUAAGGCACCGAGUAUCUACGGCCGGUCACCUGAGUCGUCGCCCAAAUGCUCUCUACCGUCGUCUGGCACCUGA
Molecule: messenger RNA, 1551 nt
Organism: Penicillium riverlandense
Lineage: Eukaryota; Fungi; Ascomycota; Eurotiomycetes; Eurotiales; Aspergillaceae
Product: phthalate transporter
Exons: 8
Coding region: 1-1551 (516 amino acids)
Biological process (GO): transmembrane transport
Cellular component (GO): membrane
Molecular function (GO): transmembrane transporter activity
Source: RefSeq, a predicted model, not a curated record